Messenger RNA from Hippoglossus stenolepis (Pacific halibut), 2229 nucleotides. It is a transcript of the gene epsti1, whose product is annotated as epithelial stromal interaction 1. Gene Ontology annotation, molecular function: ubiquitin binding. NCBI's taxonomy places the organism in Eukaryota, Metazoa, Chordata, Actinopteri, Pleuronectiformes, Pleuronectidae. The transcript is spliced from 10 exons. The record is from RefSeq and is a predicted model, not a curated record. The coding region runs from base 96 to 1103 and encodes 335 amino acids.
AUUGGCUGCAGUGGGAAAAUAUUUACAUAUGAGAGCGAGGACAUGUGUCAUGAGUCAAAGAUUAAACCAGCCGCUGGACUGUCAGUGUCUCCAAGAUGGAUCCUCCUCAUCCUCCUCAUCCUCCUCAGCCGAACUCCAGAAACAACCGUCUGACCGAGAGAGACGCGGAAACAUCUGGAAUCAGCCAAACACCUGGAAAUCCACAGAGAAUCGCACCUGACCCUCCGGCCGCAGACAGACAGCCUCAGUACUCAAGCGGAUUCACCAUGAUCCCACCGAAUUUAACUCGGCGGAGCGAGAUGGAAAUGGUGGCUCAAAAAGGAGAAGAGACGUUUCAGAGGAUGAAGGAGGCACAAAGAGUUCCUUACGUGUACGUGGCUCCGGAGACGCUCGGUGGAAACGCAACAUUGGAUGAAGUCAGACAGAGGCAACAGACAGACUUACGUUGCUCCAAAAUGAAGACGAGGAUGAAACAGGCAGAUAUGGAAAGGAGGAGGAGACAAGAAGAGGAGGAGGAGCUACAGAAGAUGAAAGAUGAGCAGAGGAGGAAGGCCGAGCGCCAGGAGGAGAAGGAGCGACAGGAGGAGCAGAGGAGGAGGGAGCUGCUCCAGCAGGAUUACCUCAGGAAGAAGGACAGUUUUCUGCAGAGGUUUGAGAGGGGACCCCCGGAUCCACUGGCAUCCAGCGGUGCCACACACACGUCAUCCAGAAGUGAGGCUGCGGAGAGUCAGUGGCAGAAAAGUGUGAGAGACGUGCACCUGGAACACAAGAGGGUGAACUCGGCCUUUCUGGACGAUCUCCAGGGUCGAGGCGUCGGGAGCGAGGGAGGGAGGGAAGGUGUUCCGGAGGCCGAGUGGUACAGUUCGGCCUCUAACGAUUUCAAACACGAGCCGUCUACAUCGACCGGACAACAACCCCCCCCCGCUCACCUGAAACCAGAGCCAGAGCAGAGCUGGACACAGGAAGCUGACCGGGAUCCAGACUACGACUGGGACCUGAUGAAGCUGGCGAGCCUCUUUCCAGGCCACAGCAAAGACGUCCUGAAGGACAUCCUCGACCAGUGCAACGGCGACUUCGAGCAGGCCUGCACGCUGCUCGUCUAAACGUUGUCUUGAGUUUCAUGCUUCUCCAAUGGGACGACUCUAUUCAUAUUGUGUUCGGUGGCUCGGGAGUUGCAGCAAAUAAAAUGUGUAAUCAGCGUUACGUGACGUGAGAGGAAAUGUAGAAAUGGGUGAUGGAUGAAAUCAGCUGCAUGACAUGUACCUACAGUGGAGCGUCUUGUAAUGUGUUUUUGAUUAUGCUAUUAAUCACGGAGUGGUUGUAUCUGUCUGCUCCAGUGACUCAUGUUGGGACGCUGCCCUGACAUGGAGCCGAUGAGCGUUUUCACCAGUUUAGUUGAAGGUCAUCGCCGUGACUCAUCAGCUUCAGAUCAUAUUUUGGGCUCUUAAUUGGAUCAGUGUGUGCGGAUGGAAAAAUGCUCGACCCAAACACAUGAUGCCUUUUGUUUGUUUUAUAAUCAGUCACAUGUGAUGCAUCUAUAGCAGGACGUCUAAGGACAAGCACAGAUUCAAAUUCAAAUAAGAUUUUACCUUGAAAGAUUAGUGUCAGUUCCAAGGCUGCACACGACGACCUUUUCAAACUAAAGCGAUCUCCGAGGUUGUGUCUCAGUUUCUGCUCGUCCAGACUAAAACGCAGCCAACGAGUUUUCAAGCUGAAACGGGUCCAGCGGCGUCUCCUAACUUUUAUCUCGUGUGGACGCCGGACGUGUCCGUAGCAGAGUUCACGUGUUUCCAAACGGAAACGUCUUGGUGAGGAUGUAGAUCAAGUCGUUAAAGCCUCGGAGGACGUCCAUAAAACACCCUUCUGUGAAAUCCUGCUGUUUCAGUCAGUCUGGUGCGCUGAUAAAACCCGGGUGGGGUUUCCAGGUGGGACACAGAGCUGCUGUCGGAGCGAAAAAUGUCAGCUUCGUAACUCGGCUGAGUGGAGCAGCAGAGAUGUUAUCACCUGACCGAGGCAACAGAGAACAAAGGGUGGUGCUCUCGACACGGGGGACCGACAAAAUCCCCUUUUCUACUGUAGCAUGAAGUCAUACAGGGAAGGAUUCAGGGCUGAUGUCAUCCAGCAAGCGUCUGAACUCUGUUCUGCACACGCGAGGACUUUAGAUAAUAAAACCUACAAACGUCUCCUACAUGUUAAAUGUUAUUUUCUUUGAAUAAACUUUGGAUUGUG